UCUGGCAUCUGGUGGGCGGGACUUUUGUGUUGUGCUCUGGAAUUGGCCCCUCUCUUGGGGUGUUCAGUUCAGUUCAGUUAGAGAGACAAAUUCUCAUUAUUGCCUCAUCAUGUGGUUUUAGUUUCUCUCAAACACUAUGUUGCUGUGUGACAGUUUUCUUUAUUAUGAAAGCUUUGUUUGACAGAUAUGUGAGCCUCUUACUUUGUUGAAAGAAAAGAAACCCUGCUGAAGAAUGGGGGAAUAUCUUAAACUGGGUGAGUGAGGAGAUAUUCUCAGUCUGAUGGGAGGAUUGAUUUUUUAAUCACCCCACCCUCCACAACACUGUAUGCAGCCAAAAAUCAACCGAACACAAUCCAGACUCCCAACUCUGUCACAGGCACAAACCAAGAACAGUGCAUAACUUGCAGGUUCUUCAAAAAGUGUCUUGGGAACUAUAGUUUUGUUGAGGUCCUGAGCAUUGCCUGAGGGGGAUUCCUAGCCCUCCUAACAGAAAUACAGCUCUUUGAGUUCCCAGGGAGAUGGAGCUUCUAUUAAAGCAGUUGAAAUGCAUGAUGCAGGCAGGCCCUGUGUCUCCCCAUCUUCUUCCCAUCCCAGUCAUUGGGCUAGUCCACCUACACCUUCCAGUCCUCUCCCCGGCAUGGCCAUUUUGUUAUAUCUGCAGGUGCUGGUGCAAGCAAUACUUAUUUUUAUGAAACCGUUCUGGGGGUAGGCAUGCUUCUCAUGUGAGUGCUCUUAAAAGCAGGCUGGCUGGGUGUUCCCUUCCUCUCUAUGUUGUCAUCCCAUAGCUGCCACCUUUAAGACCAGGAAAGGCCAUGUGUUGCAAAGAGGUGGGCUGGCUUGCGAAACUGCUUUCUCCCAGGAAAAAGGAGUAGGAUUACAUUGCUUUAUUCAUAUUGCGUGUUUUCAACAAAAUGAACGAAGAAUAGUUUUAAGAAAUAAAACAGAGCUACUUUCUCCCGCUGCUGCUUCUCCAGUGCUGCUGGGUCUAUCUGCAGUUUCGUAUGUGCAGUAUAUAUCCUGACAUUCCCACAUCGAGUUGAACAUUAAAUCUCCUCUCAGAUCAAACAUUGCUUGGCCUCCCUCUUUGUUUAACCUGCUUCAGCUGGUCAUUCUCCUUUGACCUCCAUGGCCUUCCCACCCCCUUUUUCCUUGUUUUGGCUCUGGCUGAGUAGAAGGAACACUCUUACUGACUGGGAUGAACUUUGCCAAAAGCAAGCAAACCAGCCAUUUGCUCACGCUGCCUUAAGAGGAGAGAAAGCCCCAGGAAGGAGGAGGAAGAUGCAGCUCCCACUACUUCUUCUCAUCUGUCUGUUGUCUGCUGUAACUCCACACCACCAUUUAGUGAAGGAUGUAUGCACUGCCAAGCCAAAGGAUAUCCCUGUAAACCCUAUGUGUAUCUACCGCAACCCAGAUAAGAAGGCCCAAGAGGCUGCAGCCUCUGGGCCGAUUCAAGAGAACCUUCCCAGCUCCACCAACCCACGUGUCUGGGAGUUGUCCAAGGCCAAUUCUCGCUUUGCUGCCCUCUUCUACAAGAAACUGACCAGCUCCAGGAAUGCCGAUGAGAACAUCUUCUUGUCACCCCUCAGCAUUUCCACAGCCUUUGCCAUGACUAAGCUGGGAGCCUGUGGCAACACCCUCCAGCAGCUAAUGGAGGUUUUUCAGUUUGACACCAUUUCAGAAAAGACAUCAGAUCAGAUCCACUUCUUCUUUGCCAAACUUAACUGCCGACUUUACAAGAAAGCCAACAAAUCAUCAGAGUUGGUGUCAGCCAACCGCCUCUUUGGGGAGAAGUCCUUCAGCUUCAAUGAAACCUAUCAGAAUGUUAGUGAGGUGGUUUAUGGAGCUAAACUCUGGCCUUUGAACUUCAAAGAGAAGCCAGAAUUAUCUCGGGCACUCAUUAACGACUGGGUGGCAAACAAAACAGAGAUGCUCAUCAAGAAUGUGAUCCCGGAAGGAGGCAUUGAUGCCCUCACCGUUUUGGUACUAGUCAACACUAUUUACUUUAAGGGCCACUGGAAAUCAAAGUUCGAGCUCGAAAAUACAAACGUGGAGCCCUUUUACAGAACUGGUUCUGGGCGUUGCCCUGUGCCUACCAUGUAUCAGGAAGCGACAUUCAAGCACGCCUCUAUUGCAAGCUCCAAAGUGCAGGUCCUGGAGCUGCCCUACAAAGGAGAUGACAUCACCAUGGUGCUCAUCCUGCCCUUUGCACAGACCCCCCUGGCAGAGGUGGAACAGGGGCUGACAGCCGAGAAGCUGGAAGGCUGGCUGAAUGCCCUGAGAGAGGUCUCCAUCUCAGUGCAUCUGCCCCGCUUCCGUGUGGAGGACAGCUUCAGCCUGAAGGAGAAGCUGCAACAGAUGGGGCUGACGGAUCUCUUCAGACCGGAAGACGCCAAUCUGCCAGGGAUAAUUUCAGGUGCCCGGAGGGAUGUUUUUGUAUCUGAAGCAUUCCACAAAGCCUCUCUAGAGGUGAAUGAAGAAGGCAGCGAGGCAGCUGCUUCCACAGCCGUCAUGAUCGCAGGCCGUUCAUUUCCUUUGAACAAACUUGUCUUCAAUGCUAACAGACCUUUCAUGGUGCUCAUACGGGAAGUUGCCAUCAAUGCCAUUCUCUUCCUGGGCAGAGUAGCCAAUCCCUGCUCUUAACACUUCAGGUUGUUUUUCAGUGGUCCUCCUCCUGUUUUGAAACAGCUAAUAAAAAGGUAUCAUUGCUGUAUCUCUCUUAUAUAUGACAUGUUCUCAAAUUACAACUAAACCCAUUCUUACUCAGCUGUG
Messenger RNA from Podarcis muralis (Common wall lizard), 2769 nucleotides. RefSeq names its product serpin family C member 1 (gene SERPINC1). Gene Ontology annotation, molecular function: serine-type endopeptidase inhibitor activity. Lineage: Eukaryota; Metazoa; Chordata; Lepidosauria; Squamata; Lacertidae. The record is from RefSeq and is a predicted model, not a curated record.